UUUGUCGCAAAUCUAAUCACACAAGAUUAACCUCCAAUAUAAUUUGACCGCAAGAAUCAUUAAAAGUGUGAAAAGCCGCGCCAUAGCCCAAGGCAAUGUAUGACAGCCCACUGCCCGCUGUCCGAGGGGGUAGUCUCCUGCCCCGCCCCCCUCCGACUGUGGUCCGCCCGUCCCAGACUCUGCGUCGACGCUUCACAAAAAGAUCGUCUACUCUGAGCGUACCGUCCCUACUCCUGCGGGCCAAGCAAUGAGAUAGGUAGAGUCGCUACGGCAGAGACAACGCACUAGCUGUGGUGAUGAGAGCGGCGCGAGGAAAUCUGUACUGAACGCUGUUAUCUCUGUACCGUGUACCUGUACGCUGUCUUCUCUCCCUGUACGGUGCUCAUACCUGGCCGCUAGGUGUGACGUGCAUCCCAUCGGACGCUGCUGAAGAUGUGAGGGAGUCGGGGAUGCCAAUGUAGACGGCAUCUCUCUGCACCGUCCGUCACACUGGACAUAACACCCGGACUUAUGCGCUGGACGAUCGCGUGCGGCUAGCCCUCAAUCACACACGAUAGCAAGACGCGAAGUAUGAUGUCUCCCCAUCCAAGCCUGCUGGUACUGAUGCUUUUCUGGCUGCUUCCCCACACGCGAGGAACGCAGGUCUACUUUAAGCUUCUGAAGGCGGAGGACCCCCAGACUGACAAUUCCCUAUACCCCCGGGACGGCACCCGACCUCUCCCCUCCGACCGCCUGCCUAUUGAAGGCAUUGUGGAGACGCGAGACAAAUACUACGAUCCCCGCCCCGAGGAGGUUAACAGGAAGAAACUGAUGGCGCUUCUAGGCAGUGACUACGAUAGAGAGUUUAUGUCCGUUAAAUCACCACGAAGGAAGAACGGGACUCUAGAGUAUAAGUUCCAUAAAGGACGCCCCGUUGGAAAGAAACCAGGAUUCCUAAGGUUAAUUCAGACGAUGCAGUUGCAAGAUGGGCCAACGUUAAAGUUGAAAGUGAGUAAGAAAGAUAGAAGGAAGUUCCAGAAGUUUUUGUGGAGUUACUCUUAUUGCCCCGUGAAGUACGUGUGGAGGGACCUUGGGGGGAGGUUCUGGCCCCGCUGGAUCAGGGACGGUCUGUGCUCCACCCAGAGGUCGUGCUCCCUCCCCCCGGGGAUGGUGUGUAAACCCAGCAAAUCCACCACCAAAACAAUUCUCAGGUGGCACUGCCGGAAGUGGCAAAGGCGCGAUGCAUGCCGGUGGAUUAAGAUCCGCUAUCCUGUAAUUACAGCUUGUGCGUGUUCCUGUCAGACGGAGGGAGAAUGAGGAACUAGUCGGGAGUGUUUGUGCAGUAAACCCACAGUGCUACCCCGUGACGCAGUGCCUGCGUCACCGUGACGCCGGUGUAAAUCGUUGAGGUAGUUGACAGCUCGCGCGGAUCCGAACCAGACCGGGGCGAGAUUGAGCUGACACUUCUUGCUAGUGCUAUGUGUAAGAGUUGACGGGUUUGUAAGGCCCCACCCUCCCCACCCCUGUGUAGCGCCUCGCCCGAGUCCUGGACAACCGUGUACAACUGCGGAGAUAGUGAGAGUGGAUUUCUGUGCCCACAGAAUAAGGGCUAGUCACUCCGGUGAUCGAGAUCACUGCCGUGGCGGGACAAAUGCUAAUGACAUUUCUCACAAAGGUAGACAAUUACUGUGAAUGAAGAAUCAAAGUGGCUUCCCACCAGUGUUGACGACAGAGUGUCUAGCCUACUAAAUUGACUGUAAUCGGCCGACUAGCCCAUUGUAUGUGUGUACGGGCUUGAUACAUGAUAGGGGGACUUGAGCGCCCAUGCUCUGACCGACGGGCCGUGACGAUCGGGGCGGGGUUUACUGUAAAGCUUGACGCAGUAAGCCGACUUCUCAUGUAAACAACCUUGUGAUUGGUCCGUAUUGUGCGCACUUGCGAGUUGACAUGUUGAGUGACAGAUGUAUGGAGGGAUAUCUCAAGUUGUGGAAGCGCUCGUACAAUCUGACGAUUUAGGAUUUGUUUUGCUCAGAAAGAUAGUACGAGGUCAGUUGCAAAUGGAAAUAUGUCCAGGUCACAUUUUGUUAUUUAUAUUUAUAGAUUCAUUGUUAUGAACGAACACUUCGUUAAUCUUUAAUGGAUAUCAAUCUGUACAUAUGUUAUUUGUAAAUUUGACAUGUGUAUAAUAUCAAUGUGAUUAAAUUAUUGAUUAAA
Haliotis rufescens (red abalone) is the source of this 2193-nucleotide messenger RNA. RefSeq names its product noggin-like. Bases 571 to 1296 code for a protein of 241 amino acids. Gene Ontology annotation, biological process: negative regulation of BMP signaling pathway; negative regulation of cell differentiation; osteoblast differentiation. Lineage: Eukaryota; Metazoa; Mollusca; Gastropoda; Lepetellida; Haliotidae. The record is from RefSeq and is a predicted model, not a curated record. The transcript has 2 exons.